AUGGUGUUGGAAAGCACUAUGGUUUGUGUGGAUAACAGUGAGUAUAUGCGGAAUGGGGACUUCCUACCUACCCGGCUACAGGCCCAACAGGAUGCUGUCAACAUAGUUUGCCACUCCAAGACCCGCAGCAACCCUGAGAACAACGUAGGCCUCAUCACAUUGGCCAAUGACUGUGAAGUGCUUACCACACUUACCCCUGACACUGGCCGCAUUCUGUCUAAGCUCCACACUGUCCAACCCAAAGGCAAGAUCACCUUCUGCACUGGCAUCCGCGUGGCCCAUUUGGCUCUGAAGCACCGGCAGGGCAAGAAUCACAAGAUGCGCAUCAUUGCCUUUGUGGGAAGCCCUGUGGAAGACAAUGAGAAGGAUCUGGUGAAAUUGGCCAAACGCCUUAAGAAGGAGAAAGUAAAUGUUGACAUUAUCAAUUUUGGGGAAGAGGAAGUGAACACAGAAAAACUAACAGCCUUUGUAAACACACUGAAUGGCAAAGAUGGAACCGGUUCUCACCUGGUGACAGUGCCUCCUGGGCCCAGCCUGGCUGAUGCCCUCAUCAGUUCUCCAAUUCUGGCUGGGGAAGGUGGAGCCAUGCUUGGUCUUGGUGCCAGUGACUUUGAGUUUGGAGUGGAUCCCAGUGCCGAUCCUGAGCUAUUUGGUCGUGCUGGACUCCCAGACCUAAGCAGUAUGACUGAGGAAGAGCAGAUUGCAUAUGCCAUGCAGAUGUCCCUCCAGGGAGCAGAAUUUGGCCAGGCAGAAUCAGGUGACAUUGAUGCCAGCUCAGCCAUGGAUACAUCUGAGCCAGCCAAGGAGGAAGAUGAUUAUGAUGUGAUGCAAGACCUCGAGUUCCUUCAGAGUGUCUUGGAGAACCUUCCUGGUGUGGAUGGCCCCCACAAUGAGGCCAUUCGAAAUGCCAUGGGUUCCCUGGCCUCCCAGGCAUCCAAGGAAGGCAAAAAGGACAAGAAGGAAGAGGACAAGAAAUGAGACUGGAGGGAGCUUCUCCCGAAGCUCACGGGGAUGUAUAGGAUGGAGUAG
This is a messenger RNA of Elephantulus edwardii (Cape elephant shrew), 1029 nucleotides long. It is a transcript of the gene PSMD4, whose product is annotated as proteasome (prosome, macropain) 26S subunit, non-ATPase, 4. Lineage: Eukaryota; Metazoa; Chordata; Mammalia; Macroscelidea; Macroscelididae. Gene Ontology annotation, molecular function: polyubiquitin modification-dependent protein binding. Gene Ontology annotation, cellular component: proteasome regulatory particle, base subcomplex; nucleus; cytosol. The record is from RefSeq and is a predicted model, not a curated record. Gene Ontology annotation, biological process: proteasome-mediated ubiquitin-dependent protein catabolic process.